GAGCAAGUAAUGCAAGUUCUGUUGUUCUAAAAGACUGAUGAAAAAAAGAAACACGAUAGAAUCAAGUAGACCGUAAGGAACGCAGAUUUUGCUUAUCAAAGGAACUCGAAACUAAGCAUUUUCAUGUGCAUGUGUACAUGAGCUCUACAUGAAACUACAAUUCAAUAUCCAAACAAACUCUUUCAUGUUGAUCAGCAUAAUCGAAAACCUAUAUUCGAAGUAUUUUUUUCGCUUUUUAGCGAAAAAUGUCCUACAUGAAAUUCCUUUCUUAAAAGGCCUCGGGUCUUUCAAGGAAGCGAAAUCUAGAAAUUGCUUAGAUACCAAUGUGAAGAGGGCAUGUCGGGGUGCAAACCUAGCUAAAAAAAUUCCCUCUAAUAAAUUCACCAAUUUGUCUUUAAUUUCGUACACUACAACUGGUCUGAAAAAGUACCUAGAAAGAUCACGUUCCCACGUUGGCAUGUGCCCCCGACUGUCGUCUAUUGAACUCUGAAAACCGCAGGUCGCUAUGACUUUCCAUUCAAAAGUUAUAAGCUUUUCUUCCACCGGCCUUCUUUAAAAAUUCCGAUAGUAGUUCGGAUCAUCUUUAUUAUCCAACAAAAUCAAAUUCAAUGCCACCACCACCACUUCCACCAUCUAUAUAA
Molecule: messenger RNA, 641 nt
Organism: Rotaria sordida
Lineage: Eukaryota; Metazoa; Rotifera; Eurotatoria; Philodinida; Philodinidae
Source: the annotation of a GenBank genome assembly